Paramacrobiotus metropolitanus is the source of this 1581-nucleotide messenger RNA. RefSeq lists its product as uncharacterized. Lineage: Eukaryota; Metazoa; Tardigrada; Eutardigrada; Parachela; Macrobiotidae. The transcript has 3 exons. The record is from RefSeq and is a predicted model, not a curated record. The coding region runs from base 646 to 1581 and encodes 311 amino acids.
CUGUUAUGCAAGCCGAGUGCUGAAAAAAUAGCCUUUUACAGGAUAAUGGUAAUUAACCACAUAUCCUGCUGACAGAUUGCUUUACCGACCACGCCGUGGCGGUGGACGACGUGCUGAUGAGUGGAGGAUGGUACAGAGCUGAGGCCGGGCAAAUUAGCUCUCGGGAUCGGCACAGUAAUCCUGCUACCCACAUUCAUACACAACACGGCACACACACAGCGACAUUUGGCCGGCUUCGUGUUCAGUGAUACGGCAGGCAGCGGAGCGGCCUACAGCCAAUAAACAAAGCCAUAAUGGGAGAUUGUUGCGUUUAGGGACGCGAGGGGCGCGCCAGCGCCCGGGAAUGACCCGGCCUGGCAACCUUUUUGGCAGGGCAACGUUACGAUAACAAUUGCCACGACUGUACCGUUAUAACACGUACACAGCCACUGCGCGGCACGCAAUAAGGAAUCCCGCGCAGUUCCGCCAAUUGCACCAUGUGUGUGCACUGUUGUGUAGAGGGUCUUUCAUAGGCAGCGCGCGCGCGACACCCAGUGUAGCGUGGUGAAGGGGAAAUUGCCUUGGCGAUCCACAACCAAGAGAGCAACACAUACACAUACCGUAUACACACAAAACACACACGCCACGUCCCAUGCAUCCAGCGUAAUGAUGAUGAAAAUGAUGACGGAGAAGGAACGAAAACCCAAUCCAGCAUAUCCGCACGUAAUCGAUGAAGUAGCCAAUCAGACACACAUGCCAAGUGUACGUACAAGUGCGUAUACGCUGAGUGGUGGUCUUUCGCAGGCGUUUAUACAACAGCCGGUUGAUCACAGUGUAGCCAGUGGACGUACGUACGACUACCAACCGUCGCCGGCUCUACCGUUGAGUGUUCUUUCGCAGCCCACACUGGAUAAUUUAGCCACAGUAUCCCCUCGAUUACAGUCGAGUCCAAUUGAAAAACAGCAGGCAACCAAGUAUUAUCAUAUUGACAGUAGUCGGAAUGCCAAUGUCGUGGCUGGCACGGCCGCCGCACAACUGCAACCCGCCUCAACUUCAUCCAGCGCUGACAUUAUUAACGGGCCUGCUGAAUUAGACCAGGUUAGCUGUCCGCGUACGCCACCAUACAAUACCAACCUUCAUCCCUACUGCUGCUGCACGGAUCACGCUGCGUCCGUCGAGUGUCUUAAUCAUUAUCCUGCCUCGAGUGUUGUCGCCGAUCAGCGGCAUAUCGCCAUUACUGCCACCCAUGUAAUCCCUCCACGUAUCUUCCAACUGGGCGAUAAGGAUUCCAUUGUGAAUGAGUCGGACAUUGAUCAGGAUGUGUUUAUUAUCCCGAGCAGUGCCGGCAGUGUCGGUGAUGGUGUGGAUAGUGUGGAUGAUUCCGCCAGCCGGGUGUCCACGCUAGACUCCCCCACACUCUCCGCAUCCUCCUUACAGCCAUUGGCCGGUGGCGUUAAUGACCCGCGUCCCAUCCCACCGGUGACAUCGCUGGUGAAUGCCAAGAGUCGUCCCAAAAAGAAGGUAGUCUUUCUCCGCUCCCCGGUCAUGCCGCCCCGCGAUGGCAACGGUGGUGGUCAGAGCACGCCUGUGGGCGGCGUGUGA